AUGGAGCGUUCGAUAUUUAGUGCCAAGUACAUUUUUGUUGAAAAUCUUUACAAAAAUGGUAUGAUGAAAGAUAUCGAAUAUCACAUACUGACAGAAUGGUUUAACUGGAUUGUCGACAAUUUGGACGUAAAUCUUGAUUUGAUUGUAUAUCUUCGGACCAGUCCUGAGACCGUACUGCAAAGGAUCCAAAAGCGAAAUCGAAGAGAAGAAAGGAAUAUUUCUCUGGAUUUUCUCAAGUCUUUGCAUGUCCUUCAUGAAGACUGGCUUCUGCAUGGGAAAUAUAGAAUUCCAGCUGAAGUUAUGGUGUUGGAUGCAGAUAAAGGAAUCGAAGAAAUGAUAGAAUUAUUUCAAAAUAGCAGAAAUAAAAUCUUAUUUUAUUUUGUCAACAUGAAGUUUAAAUAUAAAGAAGAAAACACGUUAGAAGAGCGGCAAGCAGAAGCAGCACGUAUUCGAAGAAAAUAUCCUGAAAGACUUCCGGUUAUAGUUGAAAAACUUCCUCGGUCACAGAUCCAGGUUUUGGAAAAAAAGAAAUUCCUUGUGCCAAAUGACUUAUCCGUGGCUCAAUUUAUGUGGAUGCUCCGGAAAAAAAUCCACUUACCUUCUGAAAAGGCCAUUUUUCUGUUUGUUGGGAGAAUGCUACCUCAGUCCAGUGCCAGUAUGGGGCAAGUGUAUGCAGAGCAUAAAGAUGAAGAUGGCUUUCUUUAUGUUGCUUAUAGUGGAGAAAAUACAUUCGGACAUUGA
Acanthosepion pharaonis is the source of this 741-nucleotide messenger RNA. Lineage: Eukaryota; Metazoa; Mollusca; Cephalopoda; Sepiida; Sepiidae. The record is from the annotation of a GenBank genome assembly.